AAAGAGAAGACUAAAAGCAAUGCAAGAUCAUUCAAGCUACAUGACAAGCUGUUUGCAAGGAACUACUCUGGGAAGCCAUUAUGGAUUCCUGUGGUUGUCUGUAAGGUCACUGGACCAUUGUCUUACCAUGUUGAAACUAUGGAUGGUUUAGUGCUUAAAAGACAUGCUGAUCAGCUCAGAAAAAGGUACACUGAAGACUCUGAGCCAGAUACCCUGCCGGAGGACAGUGAUUGGGAUGAUGAUUUCACUCCAUUGAUUCCUAACGUGCCUCCACCUCCUACUCCGCCUCCUUUGCCCCCACCGAUUCGUCGAUCGACUCGUUCAAGGAUGACUACUGAUCAUGGGCCGUAUAUUCUUGACUUGAUCGUUCUCCCUCCCCCUCUAGGGUUUGUUGCUGUUGUUAAUAAGUCAAUGAGUUCUAAAUUCUCACAACUGGUGGACUUAGCUCAAGAGUUCCUCCCUCUCCUUCCUUGGGGGGUAGAGUUUGAAAAGGACAAGUUCCUACGUCCAGACUUUACUUCACUUGUUGUGUCGUUUGCCUCCAGUGGAAUACCAGCUGGUAUCAAUAUACCUAACUAUGAUGAGAUAAGACAGAAUGAAGGAUUUAAGAAUGUGUCUUUGGGUAAUGUAUUGUCAGCUGCCUCACAGGAUAAGAGGGUUACAUUCCUUACAACAGAGGAUCAGGGUGUUUUUACUGAUUUGAGAGGUAAAGCAUUUGAAGUGCAGGUUGGAUUGCAUGAACUAUUAGGACACGGAUCAGGGAAACUGUUCAGUAAGGAUAAGAAUGGAGUCUUUAACUUUGAACAAGAUGAAGUCAUUAAUCCUUUAACUGGAGAUAAGAUAAGGAGUUGGUAUAAUCCAGGAGAGACAUGGGAUACACUUAGUACAAUAGCAUCAACUUAUGAAGAAUGUAGAGCAGAAUGUGUUGGUAUAUACCUCUCCACUGACAGGAAUAUAUUACGUAUAUUUGGUUAUGAAGGAGCUGAAGCUGAAGACAUAAUGUAUGUGAAUUGGUUGAGCAUGUUGAGGGCAGGACUUAUAGCAUUAGAGUUUUAUACACCUGAAACAAAGAAAUGGAGACAAGCUCACAUGCAGGCCCGUGAUGUUAUAUUGCGUGUAUUGAUGGAUUCUGAUACUCCUGUAUUUAAUAUUGAGAGUGUUACUGGCUCUGAUGGUAAGCCUGACCUCUUGAUCAGGUUUGAUAGGAAUAAACUGGAGACCAUUGCUAAACCUAUCAUUGGAGAAUUCUUAAAUAAACUGCAGAUCUACAAGUCUACAGCAGAUGUUAGCUCAGGACAGUUAUUGUAUAAUAAAUAUUCAACUGUUACUGAUGAUCAUUUGAUGUUGAGAGAUAUUGUAAUGGCUAGGAAGAUGCCUAGAAGGUUAUUUGUACAGCCACACACUUCAAUUGAUACUGAUGGUUCUGUUGUUCUUAAUGAGUUUGAUAGUUCAUUUGAAGGAAUCAUUUCCUCAUUUCUAGCAAGAUAUCCUAACUAUGAUACUGAACUGGAGUCUCUUUGGAGAAACGAUCAACAUUUUUGGAAACAAAAAUAGACACAAUACAUAAUACAUUUGAUACAAAAUUAAAGAACUUGUAUGUGCAUGUAUUUGAUUCAUUGAGUUUGUUGUCACAUUGUUUGUUGCAUGACAUUUCAGUGUUAUAAAUUUUGAAGAUGCAGUGAA
Molecule: messenger RNA, 1683 nt
Organism: Amphimedon queenslandica
Lineage: Eukaryota; Metazoa; Porifera; Demospongiae; Haplosclerida; Niphatidae
Product: dipeptidyl peptidase 3-like
Cellular component (GO): cytoplasm
Molecular function (GO): dipeptidyl-peptidase activity
Source: RefSeq, a predicted model, not a curated record